UGCAACAGAUGUUUCAAGUUUUGAGCAAGCGUGCAAUUGGCAUGUUGACUGCAGGAAAGUCCACCAGAGCUGUUGGCAAAGAAUUUAAUUGUCAUUUCUCUACCAUAAGCUGUCUCCAACUUUGUAUUUAGAGAAUUUGGCAGUACGUCCAAUUUGCCUCACAACCGCAGAACACAUGUAACCACGCCAGCCCAGGAACUCCACAUCUGGCUUCUUCACCUGCAGGAUCAUGUGAGACCGGCCACCCAGGCAGCUGAUUUGGGGAAAAACUCAUUCUGAUUGGCUGGUCUCAGAUGAUUAGGGCCUAAUUCAAUUAUUUCAAUUGACUGAUUUCCUUAUAUGAACUGUAACUCGGUAAAAUCGUUGACAUUUGUGCAUGUUGCAUUUAUAUUUUUGUUUAGCAUAUACAUUAGAAAUCAUAUUCCAAAAUAAAUGUCAGGGUGAAAAGAAUUGAAAAGUCAAAUAUUGUUUGACAGGUUUUUCUUGCUUUCGUGACCAAAGGAGACCAGACCAAUGAUAUUCGUCAGUGCAGAAAAGUUCAGGUGAGGGGGAGUGGAGAGGUGUCAGGUAACAUUAUUCACUCAUGAGUCACUGUUUUUACCUGCCAGUGAAGAACCGGAAGGAUACAGUUUGAGUGGAUUCUACUUACAUUUUUUAAGAGAUAAAUAUUGAAACGAUACUAAUCAAGACGCAUUUGCACCUGUGAUGAGGUGAGUGACCAUGGCUCAGCACUAUGAUGGUCUGUCCCACUGUAAGCUGGCCCUGGCGUUUGCCAUAUUGAUGGACCUGCUAGGUGUGUCUGCUCUGCUGGUCGGGGUCUUUGCCCCAUUAGAGAUUAAGGGACAGGACUUUGGGGACCUGCUGGUGUACUCUGGGGCUCUACUGAUGCUCAUGUCCCUGGGAGGAUGGGUCAUGUGGUACAGCGGGAACCUCGAGGGCCUGACCUCCAAGAAGGAGCUAGGGGGAACCAUGGGUGCCAUGGACCGGCUGGCCCGCUCCCUCAGCCGCAGGAUACGACUCCCCAGGAGCCACAGCAGCCCCUCAUGAUGCUUCAUGGUCAGGCGUAGGAGAAGGGCGUGGUUGUAGGGGAGGAUCCUCAGUGUCUCCAUUAGACUAUUGGCCCCUGACAGUCAAACUGCCUGGGGGUCUGGGAGCAGAACCAGGCUACGGCCUGUGAUGUGAACGGGAAAAAGCGGGGUUGGGAGGAGCGCCCUUCUCAAAUCACACAGUAAUCUGCGCCGCUCGGUCAUGUUGUCAUCAAGGCAGCAUAUGUUCACAUUUUCAAACUAUUUUUCAUUAAGAAGGCAGAUAAUGAUUGCUUUUGAUACAAAGGCUUUUUGGUAUGUGAAAAUCCAGAAUCCUACUCAUUACUCCACGUGGUUAACCUGUUACUUUAUUUUUGGAGCUGACGGGGAGGAUCUCGGUUCCAAAACGAAUGUAAUCAAAGCUAACCCGCUUCAGCUGGGGCAGGAAAAAGAUUCCGUUUAAGAUAUAUUUUUUUUAUAGAACUCCCUCAUUCUUUAACCCAAGUUCCACCACCUCCACAGUGGAAGAGACUUACAUACUGCUAGUUCACUAGUGUCAAUUACAAGAUGGAAAAACUAUUGCUCAUUGCAUUUUAUUGUGACUUGACCUUUGCUAAAACACCUCAGGUAGAUAACAAAAUUGUACAGACUGUCUGAAUAGGAUUUUAAACGAUCAAGCAUGGAGGCCAUUCAUAGUUCACUUGGUUGGUUUGUUUAGGCUUGAAUCUGUACAGAAUUGGUCUGUAUAUUCAUAAUAAUCCAUGUGUUAUGGUUUUCUUUGAAUCGUAAUAGGG
Messenger RNA from Salvelinus fontinalis (brook trout), 1819 nucleotides. RefSeq names its product transmembrane protein 238-like. Bases 721 to 1047 code for a protein of 108 amino acids. Lineage: Eukaryota; Metazoa; Chordata; Actinopteri; Salmoniformes; Salmonidae. The transcript is spliced from 2 exons. The record is from RefSeq and is a predicted model, not a curated record.